Scatophagus argus is the source of this 1217-nucleotide messenger RNA. It is a transcript of the gene psmb8a, whose product is annotated as proteasome 20S subunit beta 8A. Lineage: Eukaryota; Metazoa; Chordata; Actinopteri; Scatophagidae. The transcript is spliced from 6 exons. Gene Ontology annotation, cellular component: proteasome core complex. Gene Ontology annotation, molecular function: threonine-type endopeptidase activity. Bases 150 to 977 code for a protein of 275 amino acids. The record is from RefSeq and is a predicted model, not a curated record.
GAACAGUUUGUUAGGUUGUUUCACUUUCGAAUUCUUUGUCACGCACAAGGAAAUGAUCUUUGGGAUCCCUGCGUUGCCAAUCACCUCGUCAUUUUAGACUUUAUAACCUAAACUACAGAACAUUAAUAUCUAGUUUUGUCCACUCUGACAUGGCUCUGCUCGACGUUAGUGGUUUUAAGUCUUAUUCUGAACUCCGCGGGCAGAUUCUUCCAGCAGGUCGGACGCAUCUCGCCGACCGAACCAACCACUUCAGUUUCGGCACUAAAACUCAAGAAUUUGCUGUCCCUCUGGGUGUAGACCCCUCGAGGUUUCUCAGAUCCUGUAACCAUGACGGAGGUGUGUGCAUAGAGAUGGAACACGGCACGACCACCUUGGCCUUCAAGUUCAGACAUGGAGUCAUCGUGGCUGUGGACUCCAGAGCCUCAGCCGGACGGUACUUAGCAUCCAACGCUGUCAACAAGGUCAUAGAGAUCAACCCCUACCUGCUGGGCACCAUGUCGGGCAGCGCUGCAGACUGUCAGUACUGGGAGAGACUCCUGGCCAAAGAGUGCAGGUUGUACAGGCUGAGGAACAACCACAGGAUCUCUGUGGCUGCUGCCUCCAAGCUGCUGUCGAACAUGAUGCUGGGCUACAGGGGCAUGGGCCUGUCAAUGGGGAGCAUGAUCUGUGGGUGGGACAAAGAGGGUCCUGGUCUGUACUACGUGGACGAUAACGGGACGCGCCUGUCUGGCCGCAUGUUCUCCACCGGCUGUGGUAACGGCUACGCCUACGGUGUGGUGGACAGCGGUUACCGGGAGGACAUGACGGUGGAGGAGGCGUACGAACUGGGCCGUCGAGGCAUCACCCAUGCCACACACAGGGACGCCUACUCUGGGGGAGUGGUCAACAUGUACCACAUGCGGGAGGACGGCUGGAUUAAGGUGUGUCAGGAGGACGUGUCAGAGUUAAUCCACCGCUACAGGAAGGGGAUGUUCUGAGCCUACAGAUCGACCUCAGCCCUCUGAAUCAGUUUCUGUUUGAAACGGUGUCACUAUUACAAUAUAUUUUCUCAAAAGUAUAUUUAAAACAGCUGACAUCUGAAUUCAGAAAUCCAUUCCUGACUCUCAGUCCCAGGAAAAAACUGUUGUCAUUAAAUUGUUAAGAUUCUUUGUGUUGUGUGAUGUUGGCAGCCCGACAGUUCAGUGUGGUGAUCUGAAAUAAAGACUGUUGUUCCUCUC